Rotaria sp. Silwood2 is the source of this 1332-nucleotide messenger RNA. The record is from the annotation of a GenBank genome assembly. NCBI's taxonomy places the organism in Eukaryota, Metazoa, Rotifera, Eurotatoria, Philodinida, Philodinidae.
AUGGGAUUACAGAUGUAUGCAGAAUUGAAUUCAGAGGUCGAUAAGUAUGAAUUUAUCAAACGUAAUGUGCGGAAUGCAGUAGGUCGAUCUACCGAACGAGAAAAAGAAUCAGAACUAUUAAGUCAAUUAUUAAUUGAAAUCAAUGAACAACUGAAACCACUUAAAUGUUAUUCUUAUCAUAUUGUACAAGAUGCAAUAACAAGAACAAAUAAGAAAUUAACUGAAUUGAAACUUCGCUCUGAUAAAAUUGAAGGAAAAGCACAUAAUAUCAUUUAUAAGUUUUUAAUCGAACGAUUCACUGAAAUACAAAACAAAUGGAAUGAAUCAAAUAAUAUUGUUGGUAUUGCUGGUGCUCCAUUAUUAACAAGCGAAAUAAUAAAUAUAUUAAAAGAACAUUUAAUGAAGACUUAUACGAAGGCCGUUAUAAAACAUGUUGUAUUAAUAUUACAAAAUGAGCGAUUUAUUAAAUGUGGAAAAAUUAUUCAAGCUUAUGCUGAUUUGCAUUUAAUCGAAUUGAUUAAAAAUGAUCAAAUUGAUGAAUUAAUCAAAAAUUUAGAAGCAUCUGCUGAACAUUAUACUUUUAUUUUAAAUCGAUUGAUUCAAGAAAAAUUAGUUAGUUCGUUGAAAUCACAGUGGCUAUUAUUUCUUAAAUUGUUAAAAACUAAGAUUUCAUCAGCAGCUGAACAAGUACAAACAGUUGAAACUCACCGAAUACAACUAUUCAUUAACAAAUUACGUGAAUUACUACCAAUGUAUUUAGUUGAACAAAUGAUUUCAUUAGAUGCAACCGUUUUUAAUGCUUGUGAUGAUGAAAAUAAAAAUGUUUUUAAUGAAAUUCAGUCUAAUAUUAUACAAUGUAUUGAUGGUUUCGAGUGUCCAACUUUUACCGAAGAACGAAUUAAAGAUAUUAUUGAAUCUAUUCGUUCAGUUAUGGUUGAUCGGCAGCAUAAUAAUAGUGCUAAAAUGCGAUGUGGUAUACUAUGUCCAACUUGUAAGGUACCUUGUCACUUGGACGCUGGACAUAUUAUUUCGAGUGUGAAACUGAAAGAUGAAAAAAGACCCGCAACAACUAAAGCGGUUGAUCUCGCCUUAAAGGCAUUACAGAUGCAUAGGAGAGAUCACCAUGAUGCAUGCCAUCAACCAGGAGGUGUGGCUGGUAGGUAUUGGAAAGAACACCCUACCCAAAUUGAUGAAAUAGUUGCACCAUCAUGUUCGAUGUCAGUGCGUGAUGGACACCGUUUUUGGUAUAAUAAUCAAUUGAAUGAAUAUAAAAAAUUUAAUAAAGUAUUUCCUGAAUGGUCUUUACCAUUAUGUGACGACAAUCAUCGUUAA